Messenger RNA from Coffea eugenioides, 777 nucleotides. RefSeq names its product cytochrome P450 CYP72A219-like. The transcript is spliced from 5 exons. Bases 1 to 777 code for a protein of 258 amino acids. NCBI's taxonomy places the organism in Eukaryota, Viridiplantae, Streptophyta, Magnoliopsida, Gentianales, Rubiaceae. The record is from RefSeq and is a predicted model, not a curated record. Gene Ontology annotation, molecular function: oxidoreductase activity, acting on paired donors, with incorporation or reduction of molecular oxygen; heme binding; iron ion binding.
AUGGGGAAGGCAGAGCUGAUGAGGCUGAUAUUGAAUGACAAGGAUGGUCACUUCCAAAAGCCUCCACAGAACCCUCUUGUGGACCUUUUAACGCUGGGAGUCUCAACCUUGGAAGGUGAGAAAUGGGCCAAGCGUAGAAGGUUAAUUACUGCUGCAUUCCACCAUGAGAAGCUGCAGGGAAUGGUGCCAGAGUUUUUAGCAAGUUGCUGCAACCUGAUUGAUCGAUGGAAGAUGUUGAUUGCAUCCGAUGGAUGGAGUGAAAUUGAUAUCAAUCCUGAACUGCAGAGCCUUUCUACAGAUGUGAUUUCUAGAGCAGCCUUUGGAAGCAGCUAUAAAGAAGGGAAGAAGAUAUUUGAGCUUCAAAAAAACCAAGCAUUGGAGCUUCUAUCCUUCUUGAUCGUUGAGCUGUGCCUCGUUGAGUAUGAAAUGCUUAGAUUCCCCCCGUCUCUCUUAGCAGCAGUAGCAAUCUUUAUUGCACAACGCUCUGUCAAUGGGUUCAAGAAGUGGACUAAGACAUGCGAGAGGCACACAAACUACACUGAAGAUCAGCUUUUGUGGAACCAGCUGAAGAUUGAUGGGGUAUUCAUGGUUAUGACUGAAGGCUCUCAUUUCAUUGGAAAGUUUGGAAGCUACUGCAAGUUCUUUCUACUUGUUAAGGAAGAGAAUAUUUUAGUUUGUGCACAUGAGGAUCUUUUAGUUUGUGCACAAGAAAAUCUUUCAAAUUACUAUAUGCAUUCUGUUCUUUGGGAUAAUUUUACAAGUCCUUUGGGUUUCUGA